This is a messenger RNA of Penicillium griseofulvum, 2214 nucleotides long. RefSeq lists its product as uncharacterized. Lineage: Eukaryota; Fungi; Ascomycota; Eurotiomycetes; Eurotiales; Aspergillaceae. The transcript has a single exon. The coding region runs from base 1 to 2214 and encodes 737 amino acids. The record is from RefSeq and is a predicted model, not a curated record.
AUGACUACCUCUCGCAGCUCUCGACGGGCGCGAUCGCAAUGGCCUCCAGCGCCCUGCGUCGAGGAAGAACCCCAGGCCCUUUCGAAGGAGCUAAACGGUCUCUCCAAACUUGGCGAUAAACCCGGGGUCGACGGUGUGCAUUCAAGAGGGGCAGUCGAUCAGUAUCCCAUACUAGUCUCCACCGACCCGCUCCCUCCAUCGUCUACCUCCCCCGCCAGUGUUCCCAGUGUGUCUUCGGAUGAGAGUGCAGGGCCAAUGACACCUCCUGCUCAAGAGCCGAUCUUUCGGAACACUGUUAGAUUUGAGAUAGAUGAUCCGCCAAAACGUCCGCCGCCCUCAACUGCAAGUCAGCCACGCUGCCCACCAUCUCGGCCUCCGGCUCAGCAACAGCCCACUCGUGAGCUUAAUACCCAGCGGGAACCCCACCCGCCUUUCCACGGCCGGGAUGGCAAUUCCAGCAGAUAUGGGCCGCCAAUUCAAAAUACGUCUCGUGGCUCCCGUGGACCAAGUGCGCCGGAUCGCAGUGGUACUCGGCCUUCCGUGCAUGACAAGGCCCAUCUCCAACCACCCAAGGCUUCCAUUGGGCGAUCCAAUAGCGCAAGACAUGCACCUUCAGCAACACGACCAAUGCAGGAACGCUUUCGACGGGAGCCUAGCUCGGGGUACUUGUCAGACUCAGCCACCACAUACAACAGCCCACUCCCACAACAGCCCCAGGCGCCUGUGCCCACUGUUCCUGCAUCAGCUCUGCCAACUGGGCCUACCCUCGCAGAACGCAUUGAAGAGAAGCUUCGCCAGAGACAAGAACAGCGGGAUCCGGGAUCCAUGUCGGACCCGGAGGUGCGGCAAAUUCCUACAAAUGUGAAGCCUGUCAAAUCAGUCGACAACUCGAUGCCCCUUCCUGCUCCUGCUUCUGCUCCAGCAUCGCACUCACCUUCGCGUGAGGCUCAGCGUGUCCCGACGCAGCCAACACAGCAGGAAGUGGCCCCGGCUUCACGUGCCCGUGCGACAUCAGUGACAACGCCGCCUACCCGGUCGAUGUCUGUAUCUCGCCAUCCCUCACGACCAACCCCCGAGGUCGUCAAAUCGACAUCAACUCAAGUCGCAACCCAACUCAACCCUGACAGGACGGUGGCCCAUCUCGCAUCGACUCGACCCCCAGGCACAUCACCACAGCGCCCUAACUCAGUGGGCCUCGGUCUCUCUCCAUGUCCGCGGACGAUCGCCGUAGCGGGCUACCAGGAUUGGUACACGCUCAAAGGCCUCACCCAUCUGGACAUCUGCCCGUCCUGCAUGAGCCAAAUCGCACAGUCCCGCUACCGAGAUUACUUCACCCCAAGCCUCUCAAAGCCAGCCGGACAAAAGACACGAUGCGCCUUCGCCAACGCAUGGACCCGUCUCGCCUGGGCUCAGAUGAUAAAAAAGCAACACGACAGCCUAGAGCUCCUCUACCAAAUGACACGUCCACCACCCGGCACACGUCCCUGUCCCGGCCGCGUCGUCGCCGACCAACCCUGGUACCGCAUCUACGACCCGGAGAGCGGCGGCGACCUAGCCGGCUUCAACGUCUGCAGCAGCUGUGCGCGCAACAUCCGCAUCUUAAUGCCGAGCCACCGCGAUACCUUCCAGCUAAACCCCGACCCAGCAGAACGGGUAUGCGACUUUGUGACAUCGAGCCCGCGAUUCGUCAAAUUCAUCGAUCUCCUCGAUGCAUCCGCCUCCCGCGUUGAAUCCGACUCCUCACGCACCCGCCGCCCGGAUACACGCGAAUUCCUCAGCUACGCGCGGCGCAAGGUCGUGUUGCGUGAUUGUCGGCGUGAUAGACCUACUCUUAGUACGUGGCACUUUAUCCCGUCACUACCGGAGAUGUGUGUGUGCGAAGACUGUUAUGAUGAGGUUGUUUGGCCGCUGGCUAAAGCGAAUCAUCGUAUUGCGUGCAUGGUUACGACGAAGAUGCGGAUUUUACCAGGUGAUGCGCCUGGUCGGAUUCGUGAGGCGAGUUGUCAGCUUUACUCGCCGCGUAUGCGGGCGAAGUUCCGCGAGGCGGUUGUUCGGGAUGAUUUUGAGAUGUUGAGAUCUGUUGCGCAGAGGAGGGUUGAGGCUGCGCAACGGUUCCUUGAUCGGAAGGAGGAGCUGUAUCUUGCUCAGGUGAAGGGGUAUGAUUGUGAUGAGGAGAUGAGGAAGGCUGUUGAUGAGUGGAGGAGGUGGGAAUGA